GCUCACGUGAGGGCGACCCGGCUUGGGGCUGGAACUGUGCUCUGGUGGCUGAGACGGCAUUCUGGCGGCGGCGGCCUGAGUCCGCACAGGCCAGUGGACGACAUCGUCAACAGCUACGUCCGCUGGACUGGAGGGCGGCAGCUUCGACCACCCCGGGCCGCGGAGUUUGAACCGGCCCGUUCACGGAGCUCGGUGAGCCACGCGGGACUGACUUACCAUCACCCGGUGGGGUAUCGCCUCUGCGCAGAGGGAGAAGGGGAGGGAAGAGACUGCAGCCCUAAGAUUUUUGCCUCCAUCACAGUGAGGAGGUGCUUGGUGGACUCACUGUGGUGGAUGUUAAUUUGUGUUUACUGUCUGUUCUGUUGUUUAUUAUUGUAGUUAUGUGUGGGUAACGACAUUUCGUUCAGACCGUGAGGUCUGAAUGACAAAUAAAGGAUCUAAUCUAAUCUAAUGUAAUCUAAUCUAAAAGCACAAUUUCACACACAGCUGUUGAUCUUUCACCUGCAUCAUUUGGUCUUAAUAAUUACAGGAACCUAGCUCCUCGUUAAUGAAGGCCGCCAACCAAAAGGAUCUGAAUUUGCAAAACUUGGCUAUAUUGGUAUUUUUUUAAUUUUAGAGUUGGUGUGAAGCAAUAAUUCAAAAUCUAACUGUCUGAUACAUUAAAGACUUCCUGUUAAAACCAGACAAUUAGCCGUUUGGUAUUUAACAGGAAAUACAAUCUGAGUUAAACCAUACUAACAAAUCUACGUGUGUAUUAUUUAACUAAUUUUAAUAGCAAACAUUAGUUUUCAAUUACUAACAUUUUAGUGUUUGCGAGUCUUAUCCAUCUUCACUAACAGAAUUGCCUUUCCACUAUUUUCUGGAGCACAACAUUUUGCAGCUUUUGUUAUCCCAUCCAACAGGCAACAACCAUGUCAGGAAGCAUUGAGUCUGAAUGAUGAAAACAGCCCGGCACAUAGGCCACUGGGAAGGCAAUCAAGCUUCCAAGAGAAGAAUGCUGUCAGGGCACAUUACACCCAAGUUGCUCGUAGUAAUACUUUACCGUCAGAUGGCGUGAGAUCAAAGUCAUUUGCUAUUAGGAAGAUCAAGCAGGAAAUGAAAGAGAUUAUGUCACCAACACCAGUGGAGUUGCACAAGGUAACACUAUAUAAAGAUUCAGACAUUCAGGAUUUUGGAUUCAGUGUUUCAGAUGGCCUGCUGGAGAAAGGUGUGUAUGUCAACAACAUUCGGCCAAAUGGACCAGCUGCCCCUGGUGGUGUUCAGCCCUAUGACAGGUUAUUACAGGUAAAUCAUAUUCGUACCAGAGAUUUUGACUGCUGCCUGGUAGUGCCACUAAUUGCAGAUUCAGGCAAUAAACUUGAAUUGGUCAUCAGCAGAAACCCAUUAGCCUUCCAGGAGGUGCUCUCUGAAGAUCAGACGUCACAACCAGAAGAAUGGAAUUAGCAGAAUGAAGCUCAUACUUAUAGGCAACAGAAAGCAAAGCUUGGUAGUACAGAGAUCCAAGAAAAUACUAAGUUGUAGUGCCAGCUAUUCAAUCCAAUGGACAGACGUUUUGUUCCCCAAUGGUGCUAACUCAUUUUGAACAAUGUUCAUUCAUGGGAAAACCCUCCUUAUCAACUAUUUGCAUUUUUCACAGAUACCAAGUGCACACAUUUCAUGAAUGAAUGGAAACUUGUUCCCUUCUCACAUUGCAAAUGACAAAAGGUUAACAGGUUUGACAGUCUAUGCAGGGCACAGCCAUGAAACAAACUCAUUGCAAAGAGUGUUUUAACCACCUCAUGGUACUUACGGACCAAAUUCUAAUUUUUUAAAUGAUGAACUGCAAUGCUGCCAGCUGGUUCCUGGGCAAUAAAAAAAAUUAGCAUGUUUGAAAACACAGAUUGACCAUUUAAAAAUCAUAUACAGAAACAACUGUAAAACUUAGUAAAAUACCACCCCAACCCAAACACCACAGGUGACCUUCUCUGUGCUGGGAAUUUACAACCUCACCUUUUGCCAUGAAGAUUCUGAUAUUGACAUAGAGAUUGUAACUGAUGAGAUGUAUCUGCCAUGUGGAUUACUUAGUCUUAAAUCCCAUUCCUUUUACACACGUCAUCCUGAACCUGCUCCUUUGUGUAUUCCGUCUUCACAUUUUAUAGCCCAUUAUUGGGUUUGGUAACUAGUUAAGGAACGCAUUUGUAUUUGUAAAUGAUUGACUUUAUAAAUCAGUAUAACUGAAAUUUGAAUUUUACUUUGAUGUGUAUGAACUUAAGGCUGGUUAAAUAUCUUAGUAUUAUUGUUGCUUGUGCCUCACUCCUAAUAAUGGAUUGAAACAUAGGGGUGGUAGAUUCUAACAUUCUGACGAUAGUGGAGUGACUAACAGAAAAAAGAUAUUAGUGUCUGCAGUAAAACUCCAAUAAUCCACUUGCUACACAGCCUUUCGGAAAAUUCAUUUGUUUGGCAACUAUCUAACCAGGUGAUGUUUGUCUCAUUCCUUGUGGACUCACUAGGGCCUUGGUUUCUGUAAUCCCUUUAAGCUCACCCAAGUUCUGUUUACCACACUCCUUUCAAAACAUUCCAGGCUCACUGAAAUUAUAUUGUGUAACAUCUUUAAAAACAAAGGAACUGCAGGUGCUGGUUUGCAACAUAAGACAAAGUGCUGGAGUAACUGAGCGGGUCAGGGAGCAUCUCUAGAGAACAUGGAUUCCGUUUCAGCUUGUAACCCUUCUCCAUACUGACACGUUAGAGUAAAUAAAUUAAUAUCCAAUCUGUAAAAUUUGCUAGAUCAGGGCCAUUCAAUAUCCCUGAGUAUGUCAGAUUAAUGGAGUUUCAGAUUCAGAUUCAAUUUUAAUUGUCAUUGUCAGUGUACAGUACGGAGACAACAAAAUGCAUUUAGCAUCUCCCUGGAAGAGCGACAUAGCAAAUGAUUUGAAUAAAUAAUAAUAAGUGUCCGGGGGGGGUGGUGAUUGGCAGUCACCGAGGUACGUUGUUGAGUAGAGUGACAGCCGCCGGGAAGAAGCUGUUCCACGACCUGCUGGUUCGGCAACGGAGAGACCUGUAGCGCCUCCCGGAUGGUAGGAGGGUAAACAGUCCAUGGUUGGGGUGAGAGCAGUCCUUGGCGAUGCUGAGCGUCCUCCGUAGACAACGCUUGCUUUGGACAGACUCAAUGGAGGGGAGCGAGGAACCGGUGAUGCGUUGGGCAAUUUUCACCACCCUCUGCAAUGCCUUCUGGUCGGAGACAGAGCAGUUGCCAUACCAUACUGUGAUGCAGUUGGUAAGGAUGCUCUCGAUGGUGCAGCGGUAGAAGUUCACCAGGAUCUGAGGAGACAGAUGGACCUUCUUCAGUCUCCUCAGGAAGAAGAGACGCUGAUGAGCCUUCUUGAUCAGAGUAGAGGUAGAGCAGAGUUUUACUUUAUAUAUCUGUUUAUUUAUACUAUAUCUGCUUCUGGUCAUAUUCCGCCUCGAUGAAUGUUAAAACCUACUCUCUUAUUUGAAAAUCAAGGAAAUAUCUCCACCCUCCUUUGAGCCAUUAACUGUACAACUACCACACUUGUAAUGUUACAUUUCCCAGCCUAAAUCCAUGAUGCAUAUUUGAAAAGAAAACCACUGCCAGCAACACGAAUACAGACAGCUACAACCUAGAUAUGAGAUUUGAUUCAUGUCCUUUGGACAAUGUAUUUUUAUUUGUAACAAACAAGUAU
Leucoraja erinaceus (little skate) is the source of this 3680-nucleotide messenger RNA. RefSeq names its product glutamate receptor-interacting protein 1-like. The record is from RefSeq and is a predicted model, not a curated record. Lineage: Eukaryota; Metazoa; Chordata; Chondrichthyes; Rajiformes; Rajidae. Bases 1096 to 1443 code for a protein of 115 amino acids. The transcript is spliced from 3 exons. Gene Ontology annotation, biological process: neurotransmitter receptor transport, endosome to postsynaptic membrane. Gene Ontology annotation, molecular function: nuclear glucocorticoid receptor binding.